Neltuma alba is the source of this 1043-nucleotide messenger RNA. RefSeq lists its product as uncharacterized. Gene Ontology annotation, cellular component: plasma membrane. The coding region runs from base 128 to 805 and encodes 225 amino acids. The transcript is spliced from 2 exons. The record is from RefSeq and is a predicted model, not a curated record. NCBI's taxonomy places the organism in Eukaryota, Viridiplantae, Streptophyta, Magnoliopsida, Fabales, Fabaceae.
AGUAAAUUAACCAAUUUAUAAAGUGGAAGUUGAGAGAGCUAAAACAACUGGUUAAACAACAGUGCAAGAUUCAAGUGCUUCUCAGUAAUUAUUACUGAUUCAACAAGAAGUUGAUUGGUGAACCAAAAUGGAGAUCAUGAGCAUGCCUGCUUCAAAUGAGUCAGAUGGCCAGCAUCACAUCAUGCUCGCUAAUCAGAAUCUAAAUUCUGAAAGCGCAGAAACGGCAUCAGAUCAAGCACAAGGGCACGAGGAAGAGGAAGAGAUCGAUUUCCGAUACAAGAAAGGGAGAGAUAAACCCAGUGAUGUACGGAACGUCCUACUCACGGUCGCUGUGCUCUUGGUAGCUGCGACAUAUCAGGCUGUGUAUAACCCCCCCGGUGGUCUCUGGCAGGAAGACUGUCCCGACACCGACCACGUUGCCGGAGUACCUCCCUCCGCCGCCCAAACCAACGGGCGGCAUCCUGAGCUAGGUGCCUCGACCACCGCCAGAAGCAAACAGGUUGCUGGGGUAUCUAUCCUCGCCACCAAAAAUAUUUAUUUAUUCAAUAUGUUCAUAUUUGGGAACACAUUGGGAUUUCUGUUUUCUAUGCUCACCAUAGAGGACCUCACCAGUGGCUUCACUCGCAAAACGGAGUUGAACUUGGCCCUCAGUUCCAUUUCCUUCACAUAUGGUAUGUGUGUUCAGAUCAUUUCACCCUCGGAAUACCGAACUUUGACGCUUUUCAUUUUCUUUAUCGCUUUAGCCUUGGCUUUAGCAGUCCGAAUAUGGAGAGGAAAAUGUGCUCGUCGCCGAACUGCAAGAUGAAGUGGCAUAGUGUGCUGAACUCUGUUUUCCUUCUCGCUCUAGUGCGUGUCUAUCUGAUUCUGUGCUCUUGUCUUGUGCCUUUGAAUUGUGUUUGUUUCUCCAUUUAGUACCAAAGCUUUGUCUUAAUUUUCAGUCAUGCAUGCGUUCCUCAUUGUUAAGGAGUAGUCUUUUGCGAGAAUAUUGUGAAAAAGUUUUGUUAUGCCUAACCUACAAAAAAAAAAAAAUUUGGGUUAAAGUU